CCUUGCUCUCUCUAUCUCCAUCUUCACCUCUCUCUUGCUCUCUUCUUGCUGAACUUCUUCCCCUCUGGAAGGGCCAUGGUUUGACAUUGCUCCUUCGCUGAGCAAUCUCCUUCCGCUCUCUUUCAAUCCACCUUGACAUCCUCGCCCCCAUCUCCUCCUCCCUGCUCCCCCCAUCGCUCGUUAUGUCGUCCUCAACCCUCCCCAUUGCGGUCGACCCGGUCGCGCUGGUGAUCACAGAAUGUAUCACCGUCACCUCCGCCAUGCGGAAGCACACCCGCUGGGCUCAUUCUUCCGUUUCGGCCAUUCUAGGAGGGGGCGCUGUCUCACGAGUCUACGACCGUGAUACCUCGACCCCUCCGAGUCCGCGGAAUGGCAACACGCCCACGCGGCCAUCCUCCCGCCUGUCCGCCGCCGACGAUGACCAUGUCUUAGCUAACCGAUGGGGCCUGAGAGGGAAGAAGGGCAAGAGCAUGCAAGAUAACCCUCUAAUUUCUGCCUUUACCAGAUUACGGAGCGAUCUCAAGGGCUGCAAAGAUAUCCGAACCUUCGAUGCCCCCGCCUUGCUGCAUCCGUUCCUCCAGGUCGUUCGUUCCUCGUCCACCUCAGCCGCAAUCACCUCCCUGGCCCUGGUGGCCCUCACCAAGUUCUUCGCCUACCAGAUCAUCAGUCGCGACUCACCCAGGCUGCCCAUGGCCAUGCAGCUCCUCUCCGCCGCCAUUACCCACUGCCGCUUCGAGGCCAGCGACUCCGCCGCCGAUGAGAUCGUCUUGCUGCGCAUCCUCAAAUUGAUGGAAGGCAUGCUGUCGCGACCGGAAGGGGACUUGCUGGGAGAUGAGAGUGUCUGUGAGAUGAUGGAGACCGGUCUGAGUAUGUGCUGUCAGGUCCGUCUAUCGGAGGUCUUGCGGAGAUCCGCUGAGAUGGCCAUGGUCAACAUGUGCCAGGUCAUCUUCUCCCGCUUGACUCACCUAGACGUCUCGCAAACGCUGGAAACAGACUUGGAGACCCGGGCACCCAAAAACCCGGAGCAGGCGAAUCUCAAAAUGGAUCCUUCCGUUGAUGGAGACACAGUGACUUCCCAGCACCCAUCCGCCAUAGGUUCGGACACAGCCAUUACAGAGCGGGAACGCAGCAGUCGAGACAGUACUCCCGAUCAGUCGCUGAGCGGAGCCGCCGUGACCGCUCCCCCCAAUCCUCAAGAUGAUGAUGGCGAAGAUAUCAAACCAUAUUCACUACCCUCAAUCCGCGAAUUGUUCCGAGUUUUGAUCGAUCUUUUGGACCCGCACAACCGCCAGCAUACCGAGCCGAUGAAGGUGAUGGCCCUCCGGAUCAUUGACGUGGCUCUGGAGGUUGCUGGCCCGUCCAUCGCAAAGCACCCGAGUCUAGCCAACCUAGCACAAGAUGACUUGUGCCGCUAUCUCUUCCAGCUGGUCCGCUCCGAGAAUAUUGCCAUUCUGACGGGAUCGCUCAGGGUGGCAGGCACUUUGCUACUGACUUGUCGCUCGGUGCUGAAGCUUCAGCAGGAGCUUUAUCUGUCGUACUUGGUCGCCUGUCUCCAUCCCAAGGUCGAAAUACCCAAGGAGCCAGGAAUCAACCCGGCUCUGUACGAUGGGGUACCCCAAAGGCCCAAGUUGGUGAAGCCCUCUCCUUCGCAAUCGAACAGCGGGCGGUCGACUCCGGUCCCUGUGAAAGACCGCCAGAAGCUCGGUCUCGAAGGAGGCUCUCGGAAGCCGGAAACCCGCGAGGCGAUGGUGGAGAGUAUCGGCGUGCUGGCACGGAUCCCAAGUUUUAUGGUGGAGUUGUUUAUCAACUACGACUGCGAUAUUGAUCGCGCGGACCUCUGCGAGGACAUGAUUGGGUUGCUUUCUCGGAGUGCGUUUCCCGAUUCAGCCACCUGGAGCACGACCAAUGUGCCACCUCUGUGCUUGGAUGCUCUUCUGAGCUAUGUCCAAUUUAUCUACGAUCGCUUAGACGAGGAGUUCCCGUCAGAGGGCUUUCCAUCGAAGGAUGAACUUCACCAUCAGCGUCGGACCAAGAAGAUCAUUAUCAAAGGAGCUCAGAAAUUCAACGAGGACCCCAAGGCUGGAGUCGCUUACCUCGCCUCUCAGGGAAUCAUCGAAAACCCCGACGAUCCGGUCCUCGUCGCUCGUUUCUUGAAAGGGACCACUCGAUUGUCAAAGAAGGUUCUGGGCGAAUUCAUCUCCAAACGUUCGAACGAAAAACUGCUUGAUGCUUUUGUCGAUCUCUUCGAUUUCUCCGGCCAGAGCGUGGUCGAUGCUCUCCGCGAUCUCCUGGGCGCGUUCCGCCUGCCCGGUGAAUCGCCGCUGAUUGAGCGCAUCGUUACUACCUUUACAGACAAGUACAUGCAGAAGGCUCGGCCCACCGAAAUUGCGGACAAGGAUGCCCUCUUCGUGCUGACUUAUGGUAUUAUUAUGCUGAACACUGAUUUAUACAAUACGAAUAUUAGAUCGCAGAAUCGCAUGUCCUGCACGGAUUUCUCUCGAAAUCUGCGGGGUGUCAACGCAGGCCAGGACUUUGCGCCAGAGUUCCUGCAAGGCGUCUAUGACUCUAUCAAGCAGAAUGAGAUUAUCCUGCCUGAGGAGCAUGAUAACCAGCAUGCAUUCGAUUAUGCAUGGCGGGAGCUACUGCUGAAGUCCUCUUCGGCCGGCGAGCUUGUGGUGGGCGAGACGAAUAUCUAUGAUGCGGAGAUGUUCGAAGCUACCUGGAAACCCGUGAUUGCGACUCUGUCGUACGUCUUCAUGUCUGCCUCGGACGAUGCCGUCUAUUCUCGCGUGGUGACGGGCUUCGACCAGUGUGCACAGAUUGCUGCCCGCUAUGGUCUGACGGCCGCCUUGGACCGCAUUGUCUUCUGUUUGGCUUCGAUCAGCACUCUAGCCACGGAGAAUCCCCCCAGCACCACCCUCAACACCGAGGUGCAGGCUGGAGAGAAGAGUGUGAUGGUCAGCGAAUUGGCCGUCAAAUUUGGACGCGACUUCCGAGCUCAAUUGGCCGCGGUGGUUCUCUUCCGAGUUCUCGCGGGCAAUGAGGCUACGGUUCAAGAGGGCUGGACCCAUGUAAUCCGCAUUCUCAACAACCUUUUCAUCAACGCUCUUAUUCCCCCCUUCGCUUCUACUCUCAACGCGGAGCUCGAGUUGUCGCCGAUCCCGCUGCAGAACCCCUCGCAAGUCGUGGAGCGCGACGGACGAGGCGCUGAGACAGGCCUGCUGUCUGCGUUCACCUCAUAUCUGUCCAGCUACGCAGCGGAUGAGCCUCCCGAGCCGUCGGAUGAGGAGCUGGACAACACGUUGUGCACGGUUGAUUGCAUCUCAGCGUGCUCCAUCGAUGAAAUUCUGGCCAACAUCAAGACCCUUCCCUUGGAGACGGUUACGAUGCUGGUGGAAGCCCUUUUGGAUCAACUCCCUGAAGAAAGCGCCCCGGCCGUUAUCGUUGUUAAGUCGGAGCGCCCGGCAGCUGGACCCAGGGCGGCCAACGGCAGAGCCAAUGCCAGCAAGCCCAAGUACGAUCCGGGCAUGCUCUACCUCUUGGAGUUGGCCACCGUCCUCACUCUCCGUGACCCCAAGACAUUGGAAAGCCUUGGGGAGAGGCUUUUGACCUCUCUACAAGCUUUUGUCCGAGAUGCCCGGAACAUCCACUCCUUGGCGCUGUCACGGAUCAUUUACUACCUCAUGAACCUGCUGCGCUUGAGCUAUGACCAGCCUUAUAUGCGUGUGCCGGUGAUUCUCCAUGGGAUUUCUGGCUUUGACCAGGACAUUUUGGAAAGCAUCGCCAUUCCUGUAGUCAAGAGCCUUUCACGAUGCAUGUCUGAUGCGGAGGCUCUGCGGAACGAGGUCUCCGCCUCGCCGGACUUCUGGUCUAUUUUGCAGAGGCUGCACCAGCACCAGGAAGCGGCUCCGUUGGUGUUCAACCUGCUCCAGACUAUUGUAGAGUCGAACCCACCGAUUGUCACGGCUGACAACUACGAGUCUGCCGUCAGCCUGGCGAACGACUUCAUCAGCGCUGGCAGUGUGGGCUACAUUGAAGAGCGACAGAGGGAUGCCCACGGCCGACGCAAGGCUGUCAAGCAUCCGAGAUCUAGUAUCGAGAACGAGGUGGUUGCGAGGGGAGUCAAGGCCAUCAACUUUGUCUUCCACCUGACCCACCGCAUCCCGGCGCUCAUCAAGCAGUCGCACCUGGAAGAGAACGAAGCCUGGUCAGCCUACUGGUCUCCGAUCUUCCAGUCUCUGACAGCCCAAUGCAUCAAUCCCUGCCGCGACAUCCGCCACCACGCCGUCUCGACCCUCCAACGCACCCUCCUGUCCCUCCAGAUCAGCGCCACCGACGAGAAGGAAUGGACCGCGAUCUUCGACCAGGUGCUCUUCCCUCUGAUCCUGCGCCUCCUGAAACCCGAAGUCUACCACUCGGAUCCCGUGGGGAUGGGCCAAACGCGCGUGCAGGUGGCCACACUGGUGUGCAAGAUCUUCCUGCGGUAUCUGGACCAGCUGCCCAACUGGGACGGGAUGCUCGACCUCUGGCUGCGGAUUCUGGAUAUAUUGGAUCGGAUGAUGAACAGCGGCCAGGGCGACAGUCUGCAAGAAGCCAUCCCCGAGAGUCUCAAGAAUAUUCUCCUCGUCAUGGCCGACGGCGGAUACCUCGUGCCGCCGUCCCAGGACGACACCAAACAGAAGAUCUGGAACGAGACCAAGAAGCGCCUCGACCGCUUCCUGCCCGACCUGUUCCAGGAGAUUUUCCCGCCGCAGGAUGAAACCAAGCCCGCCGCGUCGGCGCCUGUCUCGGCGGUGCUGUCGCCGUCGCCGUCGCCCCAGCCAGAGACAACAGUUGAGCCCGAGGCGGAACCCGAGGCGGAAGCCGCGAACGACGAGCCCGAGGUUGCUGAGCCUGCGACCACCAUCGAAGACCCCGAACCUGCACCUCCCAGCAAGGAGGCGCCCUUGCCCGUCGACAAGGGCAAGAAGGCCGAUUAGAACGGCAACGCCGAGCACGGCUUAUAACUCCGUCCAUGACUUGACGCUAGACAGCCUGCAGACGUGCUGUAGACCUUCUGUUUCUGUCGGGGAAUAACCAAUCCAACCCGCCAGUCGAUUUGUCUUCCACUGCGGCCUAGCGUCGAGUAGGUAUAUAGCUUCGGGCAUUCCAUCAGCGUGAGUGUAUUAUUUUCUGUGGGCGGUUGUGGCCCGUGUGGGGACGCGACGUGACGCGAUGGGAACCGGUAUUGGUAGUGGUAGUGGUUUUUGUCUAUGUGUGCAUACUCCUGUAAAUAUAAUCGAUCUUCGUC
Messenger RNA from Aspergillus japonicus CBS 114.51, 5290 nucleotides. Its product is annotated as Sec7 domain-containing protein. NCBI's taxonomy places the organism in Eukaryota, Fungi, Ascomycota, Eurotiomycetes, Eurotiales, Aspergillaceae. The record is from RefSeq and is a predicted model, not a curated record. The coding region runs from base 183 to 4979 and encodes 1598 amino acids. Gene Ontology annotation, molecular function: guanyl-nucleotide exchange factor activity. The transcript is spliced from 5 exons. Gene Ontology annotation, biological process: regulation of ARF protein signal transduction.